UUUUGGCCAACUCUGUUAUAUUUUUACUCGUAUUUAUAUUAAAUGCAAUAACAUAAUUUACACGACACGAUCAAGUUCGCUCUAAAUUUGAGGAGAGCACAGAAAAAGAAGGCGUUUUAGUCGUUUUUCGUACAAAAAAUUUCGGGGAGAAAAAAACUGAACAAAAAUAAUCUUGUUGCGCCACAAAUAGUUUUUUUUUUUAUUAUUAAUUCAUUUUAUAAUGGACACUGCCAAGGCAACAACGACGGAGGCAAGCAAAAUGCUAGAAGAGGCUCUGCUCCAAAUGGAUGGCAUAAUAAAUCAGAGCGGUCAGGGUGCUGGCGGCGGACGAGGAGGUAUUGUUGGUGGCGAUCAAACAUCUGCAGCUAGCAGCCCAAACCCAAACGGAAGUUGUAAUAUUUUAAAUGAGCGUAGUGUCAUAUCAAACGCAAAUGUUCUGUCAACAGCAAAAACUUUAGCCUUGGCACUGCAACAGGUUGGCUUAGCCGCCCCUACUCCCGAUCCUGUAACGGCCGUUAUUAUUGGCGAAUGGCUUGAUCCCCAUAUUCCCCGCCCCAGCGACGAUGAACGCGUUAGACGUGUAUUACGCGACAAAGAAUCUUUAGCUUUACAAUACCAAAUGGUAGCAGAUAAGGUGUGCGAACAGGCUGAUCGCAUCGUUGAACUCGAAGGAUUACUAGCGGAGAAAACACAACAAUUGAGUGCCAAAGAUGAGCUGCUACAACGCCAGCUGUGUACACGUUCUGAGUUGGAAACGCAAAAGCUUGAACUUAUGUCAGCGCUAAGUGAAUUGAAAUUGCACAGAGCUGCCUUGGAACGGGAAAAUAUGGAAUUGAAAAAUUUUGAAAAUCUAACAAUUUCUCAGGAGCCCCUCAGAAGAGUUGCUGCCCCUUUUGGCAGCAUGGGAAAUUUAAAUCAAGCUACACAGUCGCCCAAAACACCACCAUCCUCAUUGCGUCAUCAAAUACAUCCGCUUUAUCACAGCUUACCCAGAUCACAAUGCCAUAAGAACAAUAACAGACCAAAAUUGCCCAUAAAUCCGAAUCAUCUGAGCAAUAACAACAACAACAACAAUAGCACUAUUACCAACAAUAACAGCAAUAAAUCAUGUGACAAUAAUAGGCAACGCAAUGUUGCCUUUGCCUCGAAUGAAAAAAUACUCAUUGAUGAUGAUUGUGGUCGUGGCGGUGGUAGUGGUCAGGACGGAAUGUAUGACAGUUUCAUGUCGCAAUCGAAUUCGAACUCAACUCCAUCGCCCACAUUGAAGGAACGUUCGGCGAAAGGAUUCCGCCAAAUACUUGGCAAACUAAGGCGAAGCAAUAGCGGAAAUCUGGAACUGCCUGCAUUGGAGCAAGCGGAGCCAGAAUUCCGUAGGGGGGACCGAGCUAGGGCAACAGCUGGCGGACGAAUUGAGUGGUCCACCCAGACGCCGCAGGGCUCCAUGAAUUCCAAUAGGAACUGGAAGGAAUGGACUUUGCAAGACCUUUGUAAUUGGCUAAACGAGAUUGGCUUGCAAUGCUAUGAAGACGAAUGCAGAAAAUGGCUUAAAAAUUAUCCAGUGUCUUGCUUUUUCAAUGCAUCUCCUGUGGAUAUUGAAAAGGAGUUGGGCUUAAAAUCCCCAUUACACCGCAAAAAGAUUGUGCUGGCCAUGGAUGAACUAUGUGGUAGAGAAGAAGAUCCACUAGCCUUGAAAGCCGCUCAGUUGGAUAUUGGGUGGGUAGUACGCUGGCUGGACGACAUUGGUCUGCCGCAGUAUAAAGACAACUUCUUGCAAUGCAAAGUGGAUGGGCGAAUGUUACAUCGUUUGACCAUGGAAGACUUGGCGCAAUUGCAAGUAACAUCAUGUCUACAUAUUGCAUCUCUACGAAGAGGUAUACAGUGCAUGCGUGAAAUGGAUUGGAAUCCCGAAUGUCUAAUAAGACGUUCGACAAAGGUGCCGAAGCGUAACAGUUCCGAAUUGCAGGAAGAACAAUCGGAAGAAAUCGUCGAUACGAGUCUGGAGUAUAUAGCUUUGUGGACAGCACAUCGCGUUAUGGAAUGGUUGCGUGUAGCCGAUUUAUCGGAAUAUGCUCCUAACUUGAGAGGCGCUGGUGUACAUGGUGCUCUAAUGUUGUACGAACCCAGAUUUAAUGCCGAGUUACUGGCCGAUCUAUUAAGUAUACCACCGAGUAAGACGCUGUUACGUCGUCAUUUGGCAACACAUUUCAAGGAGCUCUUGGGACGCGAUGUAAUCCAAGGUAAGCGAGACACUGAGGCCCAACCCAAUUACCAACCGUUGACCAUAACGGCCAAACUUAAGCCACCCAAAAAGACCCAGUUCUCUUUGAAACGAAGAAAAUCUACAAAGGGUCUGACAUGUGGUGGCACUGAAAUCGAAUGGACCGACUAUGUGUGUCCCAUGAAUAGUGGGUGCACAUCGAACGAACCACAGCACCAUAACAACUCAAACACAUCAUCAUCUUCAACAAAUUCGACCAGCAAUUCAACGCAAUUGCAGUAAAGUGUAUCUAUCCUAACAUAUCGAGGAUAUAAUGUAUUUUAAUCAUCCUAUAUUAUUUCUACUUGUACUCAUCUUCCUUACUAACUUUGAAUUCACACACACACACACACGCUUCAAUUGCAUUUCAAUUGUCACUCACACUCACUCGCUCACUCGCUCAGUAUCCCCCUACAUAAGAACCAAUGUGUGUCUUCCAAAAAUGCGUCAACAAAACAAAGUUUUGUCUCGUGUUUUUGCUCAAACGAAAACCAAAACUAAAAGUAAAACGAUAGUAUUCCCAAGCAUUAAAAAUAUUUUUUUUAUAUAGUUAAAUGUGUAGUCAGUCGACAAGGCAUUCGGAAGCUAUGACAUUUUUGUUUAUUUUGUGUGUUUGAAAAGAAAAUAGCCAUAGAAAUAUAAAAAUGUCCGCAAAUACCGCCAGAGUAUUUAAAACAAAGAAAAGAAAAACAAUACCACCCACCAUUGAUUGAUUGAUUUUAAUUCUUAAACACAGUUUGUAUUUAUUUGUUCACCCAAUAUUUGCAUUUAAGUUUGAAUCGUAAGAUUUAAAAGAGAAGAUUCUUAUAUAUUAGUUAGGACCACCUACCUGCAAACGUUCGAACCCUAAAACUAACAAUAAUACCAAUUAUAUGACAACCCUGAAAUGAAUAUGUUUUAUUUUUAAGAGUUUAUAGUUUAUUUUAAAUUCCUGUUUUGAACAAUAACAUAACUUAUUUAACGUACAAAAUCAACAAUUUAACACUAAUGCUGUAGCAUAAAAUUGUCUUUAGCGUUUGGUUUUAUUUGUUUGAAAAAUAUAUAUGUAUACAUAUUUAUACGGCAUUAGUACGUAGUACGUAUGUAUAUCCGAAUGCAAUGCAGAUGGAAAAAUGGAAAACAAUAAAUAAAAAUUUGUUAAUCAAAAUUGUAAUACAAUAAAACAAAAGAAGAAAAUUAUAUAAAAGAAACAAUAAACAAUAUAACCUUAACACUUAAA
Molecule: messenger RNA, 3476 nt
Organism: Musca domestica (house fly)
Lineage: Eukaryota; Metazoa; Arthropoda; Insecta; Diptera; Muscidae
Gene: Liprin-beta
Product: liprin-beta-2
Exons: 3
Coding region: 221-2500 (759 amino acids)
Biological process (GO): neuromuscular junction development
Cellular component (GO): presynaptic active zone
Molecular function (GO): protein binding
Source: RefSeq, a predicted model, not a curated record